Molecule: messenger RNA, 1916 nt
Organism: Volvox carteri f. nagariensis
Lineage: Eukaryota; Viridiplantae; Chlorophyta; Chlorophyceae; Chlamydomonadales; Volvocaceae
Exons: 6
Coding region: 192-1916 (574 amino acids)
Source: RefSeq, a predicted model, not a curated record
ACCCUGAAAGCCAUACACGACUCAGAGUCGUACUGAUCAAAGCCAAUCCAUACCUACUCGGUAAUGAACACAAACCCCUUGCAUUACUUUGAUAGGGUAUUAUAAAGAGUGGUUACGUGUACGUAGCUUAGCUAUCCAUUUUGGAAUUACUUGAAGCCGCCGACCUUUUCACGUGUGCACACUCCGUGCUCAUGGAUGUUUUAGAAGACUACGUUUCUCCUCCAUCUCUCCCUAGGCCUCUUGAUGGCAGCCCGGGCGUUACGGCGGUGGCCCGCGCCAAUGGCAUCAGUGGUCCAGUCGCCCACAAACUUAGGAACUAUCUACGGCAGAAGGCUCUGAAGAUGGACGCGUUCAUUGCGGAAUUAGUGAAGGCGUCCGAGUACUGCGGCGCCAAGCACGUGCAAGAGGCGCUGGUGACCACACUUGGCAUCGACGCCUUGGAGUCGAUCACACUCCUUCGUGUUCUUGUCCCCAAGGACAACAACGAGCGCCGGAACAGUAACGCCUCAUCUGUAACUGAGCCUUCCACAACCAAGCAAGUGGCCAAGCACUUGUCCUCCACCAUACCAUUGAAGUACCAGGUGGUCGUUAAGAAGGUUGCGAAGCCCGACGCCAUCAAGAUAAACAAGUGGUACACGUGCGGGCUUAAGGGCGCGGUGAAGGACACAACCGACGUUGUUGACCUUAAGAAGUUGGGGAAGCGGUGGAUGGCGGCGCUCUUCCAGUCACUGACUGGAGACAGCCUCUCAAAGGUUCAGCAGGAAGACAAGGCUACGUACGACGCUGUCUAUGACGCCUUGAAGGCGAAGCUGCAAAACGCGAUGGCAAACCAUCAGUCAGAGAAGAAGAAGUCGGACUUCUUCAAGGCCAUCGGACUGACGACUGCAGACAAGGCUAAGCUCGAGACCGUGGCGACUUUGGACGCCGUCGGUGCGACCAAGCUCUUUAAGGAGUGGGUGACUGCCCAUGUCGAGGUCAGCACUCAGCCAGCAGGCCAGGCCAACGUUAUGGAGACGCAGCAGGAGCCCCUCGGCCAGAAGAGCAGCCGCCAGGAUGGGGAUGAGGGAGACGAUGGGGACUACAGCGGGGACGAGGGCGAGGGCAGGGAAGACGACGGCGAGGGCGGGGAGGACGAGGGCGAGGGCAGGGAAGACGACGGCGAGGGCGGGGAGGACGACGGCGAGGGCGGGGAGGACGACGGCGAGGGCGGGGAGGACGACGGCGAGGGCGGGGAGGACGACGGCGAGGGCGGGGAGGACGACGGCGAGGGCGGGGAGGACGACGGCGAGGGCGAGUGCGCGGAGGAUGAGGGCGGGGAGGAUGAGGGUGGGGAGGACGGGGACUGGCCGUACGAGAGCGGGGAUUACAUGGGUGGGGAGGACGAGGACUGGGAGGACAAGGGAGGGGAGGACAAGGGAGGGGAGGACAAGGGAGGGGAGGACGAGGGAGGGGAGGAUGAGGGAGGGGAUGAGGACGAGGGGACGGGGGGCAAAGUCCUGUUCGAGGAGUACGGCAGAAGCAAAAGCCAGAAGGUCCACAGCAAGUCCGUGCCUCAACCAACUGGGCGCCGCAAGGUCCUGGUGACCGGACAACAUGACAAAGGGGCAUUGGAUGCCAGAGGGCGGCCCACACGCCUGAGGCAACCCUCGGCUAAGGCUCGGGAGAGCCAAGAAACGGUGGCCAUGGUGGUGCCUGCUCGAACCAAGCGUCCACGCCCUAAGGAAACCCCACUGGUGUUGCCGGAGGACCCAUCGGCUUUCGGGGCCACAGUGUCAAACCCCGCAAAGAGGAAGGAAUCGUUUGGUGUCGGUAACGGCCGAGCUGUACAGACCCACGGGGCUAAGGUGCAGCAGGAGAAGGGCAAGAAGGCCAUGGCAGAGAUUCGGAAGGGGGGGCUGAAGAAGCAGCGGAGGUAG